AUGACCUCGACGUCGGCCCAGCGCACGAUGCAGGUGCUUGCGAACGGCGACAUUGUCGACUGCGCGCGCCUGCCCAACUCGGCCCGCAACACGUUGUACAAGACCGAGCUCUGCAAGCACUUUACCGAAACCGGCACGUGUCGCUAUGGCUCCAAGUGCCAGUUUGCCCAUGGCGAGGACGAGCUCCGCGGCGUGCUUCGCCACCCCAAGUACAAGACGACCAAGUGCAAGGCUUUCCUCGCCACCGGCAAGUGCAUGUACGGCGGCCGCUGCCGCUUCAUCCACGACAGCUCGCCCGAGGAAGACAACAGCGACGACGAGGCCUACAGCAUGACGCGCGCCGAGCAGGACGCGGAAAACAUGAAGGGCCGCGGCCGCCCGAUCCCUCGCGUGAACCCGUCGCGCCACUUUUACAGCGAGCCGGACGCCGAGGGCUCGAUCGACCUGAGCUGCUACUCGGCGGCGUUCAAGCUCCAGCCCGUCCACGCCUGCAGCUUCCCGCCCUUUGAGGAGACGCGCUUUGCGCGCAGAGAGUAUGGCUUCGGCGGCAGCGACACGUCGAGCGACCACACGCCGUCGAUGAGCGAUGAUGAGAGCACACUCAGCUUGAUGCAGCUCAACCUCGGCAACAACCAAAUCGACGACGACAUCGGUGCGGGCUCGCGGCUCUCGAUCUUUCAGCGCAUUUGCCGCGCGUCCGACUAA
Molecule: messenger RNA, 705 nt
Organism: Saprolegnia parasitica CBS 223.65
Lineage: Eukaryota; Oomycota; Saprolegniomycetes; Saprolegniales; Saprolegniaceae
Exons: 1
Coding region: 1-705 (234 amino acids)
Molecular function (GO): mRNA binding; metal ion binding
Source: RefSeq, a predicted model, not a curated record